AACUUUAUAUCCCAUAUCAAUGGUAAACAACAUGCAACCAUACUUGCAGAUAAACCUCUACCAGCCGUUGAAUGUAAAAAAGUAAUAUCUGAUUUAACCCUGUUUCCAUAUUAUUGUGAUAUAUGUGAUGUAAACUGCAAUCAUCCUUCUUUAUUACAAGUUCAUGUUGAUGGUAUUAAACACAAGAAAUUGGAAGCUGAAAUCAAAAUGAUUGAGAUUAAUGAACCGAUCUUAGUUGAAAAGAAAUCUUCUACUGAUCACAUUGAAUGGUUCUGUUACAAAUGUCAAGUUGACUGCAAGACAUCAGAAAUGCUGAAAAGUCAUGUGAAAGAUUCCAGCCAUACACAGAAGAAAGUACAAGAUAAAAAGGUGAAAGAUCAAGUGGCAGCCCUGAUAAAAGCAACCAAUAGAGUAUCCUUAGUUGAUAGAUUAAAGAAGAGUAUUAUUCCUAAGACUACUGGCAAUAGAAAUCAAUGCUUGCUGUGUAAUGUCUCAGUAUCCGGUGAUACAAUGAUGCAUCGCAGUGGUGAAACCCAUUUGGCAAAUUUAGAUUUUCACCGAAAGCUUGCUAAGUUAAAGAAUUUAUUGCAACAACUUGGCAAUGCCAGGAGUGGUGCCAGUGCUUUAAAGUUGGCUGUUGCGUAUGAAGAACGUCUUUCUUCCGAUGAGUUGGUCCCACCUUGUAAAUUAUGUGACUUACAUGACACGGAUCCUAAGAAUUUUGAAAAACACAUCAAUCAUCAAAAUCAUAAAGAUAUAAAGCAUUUUGUCGAAACUGCAGUGGCUAUCAAGAAAGGAAUUGGUAGUAAAGAUGGUGACAAGAUUAUGGCUGUUAUACAGGAAAAGGAGGAUAAUUUAUUUUUUGAAAAACCAGAAAGUACAAAAUGGUAUUGUUCCAUUUGCAAAGAGCUUAUAAGAUGUCCUUAUGAAAUUCACAACAUUGCUGACAGUAAACAUAAAGGUAACAAGUUUCUUCUGGAAGAGCUGGUCAUUGCUCUGCAGGAUCUUAAACAACUUGACUUUGUAAAAGCUACAAUAAAGAUGGAUCCUGAUGAAGUAAAAAAAGAGACAGUAGUAAUAGAGAAAAAAGAAGAGAUAGAAACAACUGUUAUUAAAAGGAAACUUUUUACAGAAGGGAAGAAGGACGAAUUAUCUAAAUACAAGGUUCCCAAGUUGGGCAAGGAUUCUAAAAGUGAACAACGAAUAAAAUCAGAAUCAGCCAGUGAUAAUGCAAUAGAGUCCAAUAAACCUAAGUCUAUUGGGACUUGUUCCAGUACUUUAGAUGUCUCUAAUGUCAACAAAGAAUUGGGUGAAGACACAACACCUGCUACUGUUGAAGAGCACAUCGAUCUGAGUGAUAUGGAUGAAUUGCUAAUAAUUGAUGAGUUUAUGUCUGAACCGGAUGAGGAAAGAAAUGCCACUGAUGAUUCUAAUAAACAAACUGACGAUGAACAUCUUGAUUUGAACACCAGUGUUGGAAAAGACAACAGUGAUCCUGUUUUAAGAAAGAUUCAAGUGAAAAAGUCUACAACUGAUGAAAUAGAGUCUCAGAGUACAGAUAAUUUUACAACUCCUAAAAAAGAUGCAAUGGAUAAGGACAGCAGAAGUGAUUCAGAGAAAAAGACUUUGGCAUGGCAGGGUAAAUUGACACCACUGGAUGAAGAUAAAAAAGAAGCCACAUUAGAAGCCAAGCAACCAGAUGAAGUGAAGAUUCCAACACAUGACAUUCCUAGCACAGAUGAAAUGAAUUGUCAAAGUAACGAUUUCACAUUAGAGACCAAAAAACAAAAUGAAGAGAAGGAUUCAAUAUGUGACAUUCUUAGCACAGAUGAUACGACACAUCAAAGACAAAAUAAAGAAGCCACAUCAAAAGCUAAACAACAAAAUGAAGAGAAAGAUUCAAUAUGUGACAUUCAGAGCGGAAAGGAACAUCAGAAGCUAAAUAAAGAUGAGAUUAUCAAAAUGAAAAACUGUAAAGUAAUACUUGUAGAUAUUGGUAAAGAUAUCAAAAAGAUGUGUGAAAGUAUCAAACAUGAUGGUGAUGAAGGUGACUUUGGAAAGUAUGUCGAUUUCAGCACCAUGGUGACGGUUGAUGAGAUUGAAGAUGAAGAGGAAGAUUUCAGUGAUGGUGAAGAGUUCAUGGUGAUGGAUGAAGUAGGCAGCAGUGAAGAUGAAACAACUAAGAAAGAAUUCAAGAUGGUGCAGAAAUAUGACAAAAAUAGAGCAAUUG
This is a messenger RNA of Saccoglossus kowalevskii, 2230 nucleotides long. RefSeq lists its product as uncharacterized. The record is from RefSeq and is a predicted model, not a curated record. Lineage: Eukaryota; Metazoa; Hemichordata; Enteropneusta; Harrimaniidae. Gene Ontology annotation, molecular function: nucleic acid binding; zinc ion binding.